This is a messenger RNA of Coregonus clupeaformis (lake whitefish), 1317 nucleotides long. Its product is annotated as male-enhanced antigen 1. The transcript is spliced from 4 exons. Lineage: Eukaryota; Metazoa; Chordata; Actinopteri; Salmoniformes; Salmonidae. Gene Ontology annotation, biological process: spermatogenesis. The record is from RefSeq and is a predicted model, not a curated record. Bases 136 to 684 code for a protein of 182 amino acids.
CUCUGGGUACAUGGGAUGGCGUACUUCCCAACCGGACAGGAACAGGAACCACAACAGUAGCUAGCUGGUGGCCCAAAACAUUGAGAAAAAUCUAUCUAACUUUCAAGGGCUUGUGCCUGAGUCCGGCGUCCGUGGAUGGAAGUGGAGAUAGCGUUCGAGAUGGGUCCUGAGAGAAUCUUACCAAACUCUGAGGAGGAGCUGGUUCAGGAGCGGCCGUCGGACGGCGGGGUGCCCGAGGUGGGCGGGGAGUGGAGUGGAGAGGAAGAGGGCGGUGUGGGAGACGAGGAGGAUAAUGGAGGUUACUAUUACCAGCCACUAAACCAGGACCCUGAUGGACUAAAUGCUGGACCCGGGGACCAUCCUGAGGAUAUGCCCCCAGUAGCAGAGCAACUGCAAGAAGUCCAGGAGAGAAUAGAGUCGAUGGGCUUGCAUCUUCCCCAGCCCCCUCCCCCAGACAGUGAUGAGGAGGAGGACCCAGAAGGAGCCCAGCGCAGCGCAGCCUCCAUCCCAAUGGAUGAAGACCACGUGGAGCUGGUGAAGAGGACCAUGGCAGCAGUGGCCCUGCCCUCUCUGGCCAUCCCAGCCUGGGCUCAGGAGAUCUCAGACGACCAGUGGAAGGACAUGGUCCAGCAGACGCUUCAGACUCGCCAAAGCUCAGAAGGCCUGAUGCUAGAGCGCAAAUAAGACUGAAUUGCCUCCUUCCCUCAGUCUGUCUUUAACUCUGCCCUGCAUUUCACCAACACACUUACCCAAGGGGAGUCUGGGCUGAGGUCCUCUGAGCAGGUCAUAGGUGUCUCAAUUCUCAAGAGGAGAGAUUGUGAAAACCCCUCUACGUCCAAUUCCUAUUAGAUUAAGAUACCUCUGCUGAAUAUUUGUUUUUGAUAGGAGGCUCUGGGUACCUACUACGCCUAACCUGGUGCUUAAGGUCAUUUGUAGAGUUUAAUGUGGAGGUCAAAUGAAUGAGGAGUAUAGUAUAUUUUGUCUCUCAGAUCAGGCAAAUUCUUACUGUUUCUGCUCUGGAAGAACUUGAAUCAGUGUACUGGAGUACGUAUUAUGAAGCUCAAUGCCAAUGACAGAUAAAGCCAGUUGGCCUUGAGUACAGAAACACUACUCUAUAUUAACCAGGAGUCUCCACCCACCACCCACCACCAUGCUUUCUGAGACAUUCCAGUGUACAGUUAUACCACCCGUUCCAACACCAGAUGGCCUUUGUUUUAUCAUGUUUUUAAUGUGAUUCUUUCUAUUGGUUGUGAUUACCAUAUUUCAAUACUAUUUAAUCAUAGUCUUUGUUGAAUGUAAUAUAUAUAUACACACAUA